Molecule: messenger RNA, 261 nt
Organism: Marmota flaviventris (yellow-bellied marmot)
Lineage: Eukaryota; Metazoa; Chordata; Mammalia; Rodentia; Sciuridae
Gene: Triqk
Product: triple QxxK/R motif containing
Cellular component (GO): endoplasmic reticulum membrane
Source: RefSeq, a predicted model, not a curated record
AUGGGUAGAAAAGAUGCUUCCACUAUAAAACUUCCUGUUGAUCAGUACAGAAAGCAAAUUGGCAAACAGGAUUAUAAAAAAACCAAACCUAUUUUACGAGCAACCAAAUUAAAAGCAGAAGCAAAGAAAACAGCAAUAGGCAUAAAGGAAGUUGGCCUUGUACUUGCAGCUAUAUUGGCCCUCCUGCUGGCUUUCUAUGCUUUCUUUUAUCUCAGACUGUCCACGGAUGUUGAGCCUGAUCUGGACCCAGAUGAAGAUUAG